This is a messenger RNA of Ceratosolen solmsi marchali, 1479 nucleotides long. RefSeq names its product ATP-dependent RNA helicase 25E (gene Hel25E). Bases 125 to 1402 code for a protein of 425 amino acids. Gene Ontology annotation, molecular function: nucleic acid binding; RNA helicase activity; ATP binding. The record is from RefSeq and is a predicted model, not a curated record. The transcript is spliced from 10 exons. NCBI's taxonomy places the organism in Eukaryota, Metazoa, Arthropoda, Insecta, Hymenoptera, Agaonidae.
UCAAGCGCGUCACGGAUGUAGCUGUGUAUAUCCAGAAACGCGCCCUUUGGCUUCCCUUUCCACGGCUUUGCAUUGGAGUGGUGUUUAAUCGGGAGUGAUCGUCAAGAUUUUAAUUUAAUACAUCAUGGCAGAUAACGAUGAUCUUUUGGAUUAUGAAGAUGAAGAGCAGACUGAACAAAUUGUGGAAGGCAAUGGAGAAGUUGUCCCUGCUAAAAAAGAAGUUAAAGGAACAUAUGUUUCAAUACAUAGUAGUGGUUUUAGAGAUUUCUUAUUAAAACCUGAAAUUUUACGUGCAAUUGUAGAUUGUGGUUUUGAACAUCCUUCAGAAGUUCAACAUGAAUGCAUUCCACAAGCUGUUCUUGGUAUGGAUAUUCUUUGCCAAGCAAAAUCUGGUAUGGGGAAAACAGCAGUCUUUGUUUUAGCUACAUUACAACAACUGGAAUUAACUGAAAAUCAAGUUUAUGUUCUUGUGAUGUGUCAUACAAGAGAAUUAGCAUUUCAAAUCAGCAAAGAAUAUGAGAGAUUUAGCAAAUAUAUGCCACAAGUAAAGGUAUCAGUAUUUUUUGGAGGUCUACCGAUUCAGAAAGAUGAAGAAGUUUUAAAAAAUACAUGUCCUCACAUAGUUGUUGGAACACCAGGACGUAUUUUAGCUCUUAUUAAAAGUAAAAAACUCAGUUUAAAGCAUCUUAAACAUUUUGUUCUUGAUGAAUGUGAUAAAAUGCUUGAACAACUUGAUAUGCGCAAAGAUGUGCAAGAGAUUUUCCGAAGCACUCCUCAUGGUAAACAAGUUAUGAUGUUCAGCGCUACACUAUCUAAGGAGAUUCGUCCAGUCUGCAAGAAAUUCAUGCAAGAUCCAAUGGAGGUCUAUGUGGAUGAUGAAGCUAAACUUACACUUCAUGGCUUACAGCAACAUUAUGUCAAGCUUAAGGAAAAUGAAAAAAAUAAAAAAUUAUUUGAGCUCCUUGAUGUGCUUGAAUUUAAUCAAGUUGUAAUUUUCGUUAAAUCGGUACAAAGGUGUAUGGCUCUUGCACAACUUCUUACUGAACAAAAUUUCCCUGCAAUUGGUAUUCAUAGAGGAAUGACGCAAGAGGAACGAUUAACCAGAUAUCAAUCGUUUAAAGAUUUUCAAAAGCGGAUUUUAGUAGCUACAAAUCUUUUUGGACGUGGUAUGGAUAUUGAACGAGUAAAUAUUGUGUUCAAUUAUGAUAUGCCAGAAAAUUCUGAUACUUAUCUUCAUCGUGUAGCUCGAGCAGGACGCUUUGGCACAAAGGGAUUGGCUAUAACUUUAGUCAGUGAUGAAGGAGAUGCUAAAAUUUUAAAUGAUGUACAAGAACGCUUUGAUGUAAACAUAACUGAAUUACCUGAUGAAAUAGAUUUAGCCUCGUACAUUGAGGGACGAUAACAAAAAUCAGAAAUUGGCUACAAGUUUUUCACAAUUUUAUCAUUGAACUUUUUCAUUAACUAAAUAUGUGUAUUGAA